Messenger RNA from Lichtheimia ornata, 771 nucleotides. RefSeq names its product phosphoribosylformimino-5-aminoimidazole carboxamide ribotide isomerase. The transcript has 9 exons. Gene Ontology annotation, molecular function: 1-(5-phosphoribosyl)-5-[(5-phosphoribosylamino)methylideneamino]imidazole-4-carboxamide isomerase activity. The record is from RefSeq and is a predicted model, not a curated record. NCBI's taxonomy places the organism in Eukaryota, Fungi, Mucoromycota, Mucoromycetes, Mucorales, Lichtheimiaceae. Gene Ontology annotation, biological process: L-tryptophan biosynthetic process; L-histidine biosynthetic process. The coding region runs from base 1 to 771 and encodes 256 amino acids. Gene Ontology annotation, cellular component: cytoplasm.
AUGACACGUUUCAACGGUUGCAUCGAUCUCCAUCACGGCCAAGUCAAACAAAUUGUUGGUGGUUCCCUUAGCGAUAAGGCACCCGAGGAUCUCAAGACCAACUUUGUUUCAACGGAAACGCCAAAGCACUACGCUGAACUCUACAAGCGACACGAUAUUACACGUUGCCAUGUUAUCAAGUUGGGACCCAACAAUGAUGAUGCUGCCAAGGAAGCGCUUAGUGGAUGGCCCAACGGUCUUCAAGUGGGUGGUGGUAUCACAUCAGAGAAUGCACAAACGUGGCUUGAUUAUGGUGCUUCCAAGGUGAUUGUCACAAGUUACCUCUUCCCGGAUGCCCGAUUCUCAAAGGAACGUUUGGUGGAUUUGUGUCAACGUGUAGGCAAGGAACGAUUGGUGGUAGAUGUCAGUUGUCGUCGCCGUGAUAACAAAUGGGUUGUGGCUAUGAACAAGUGGCAAACCAUGACCGAUAUGGAGGUGAAUCAAGACACCUUGACAAUGCUUUCGGAAUAUUGCAGCGAGUUUUUAAUUCACGCAGCGGAUGUUGAAGGCUUGUGCAAAGGCAUUGAUGAGGAAUUGGUUCAAAAACUUGGCGAAUGGGUCAACAUCCCAACGACGUAUGCUGGUGGUGGAAGAAGCAUAGAUGAUCUUGCUCUUGUUGAAAGAUUAUCAAAGGGCAAAGUGGAUCUUACUUUCGGCAGUGCUUUGGACAUUUUUGGAGGCGAUGGAGUGACAUUUGACGAGUGCGUGGCAUGGAACAACGAGCAUCAAUGA